Zingiber officinale is the source of this 1310-nucleotide messenger RNA. RefSeq names its product lactosylceramide 4-alpha-galactosyltransferase-like. Bases 1 to 1257 code for a protein of 418 amino acids. The record is from RefSeq and is a predicted model, not a curated record. The transcript has a single exon. Lineage: Eukaryota; Viridiplantae; Streptophyta; Magnoliopsida; Zingiberales; Zingiberaceae.
AUGCCGUGGCGAUGGCGGCGUGGGCAUUUGCCUCUGCCUCUCCGCCUCUUGCUUCUCCCUUUCUUGUUCUCCCUCCUCUUCUUCCUCGUCGUCCAGAGCAAUCGCCUCGCCAUCAUCCACCGCCGCCACCACUCUCGCUCCUCCUCUCCACUUGUCAAUCCUCCGCCUUUACGACCCUUCCAGCCAGAAUCCGGCCUCCCGAGCCACGACGUCCACCAAAGGUUCUGCCUUUACGCCGCCUCAGCUGGCGGCCGUCGGCAGCCAGGCUCACCUGUUUCCGCCCACACGUCCAAGAAGCAGAGGAGCAUGGCGCUUAUGAGGGAACUGCCGCGCAGCGCCCGCUCGAGGCGGUUCUCCGAGCGCGCCGCGGACUUCUUCACCGGGCAUCAAUGUAGAGAUCGCUUCUUUAUGGUCUGGCUUGCUCCUCUGCGGGGGUUCGGCCGGCGCGAGCUGUUCGCCGUUGAGAGCGUGUUCCACUCCCACCCGAACGCCUGCUUGCUCAUCGCCUCCGUCACCAUCGACUCCGGCGCCGGCGCUCUCCUGCUCAAGCCGUUUGUCGACCGCGGCUUCCGCGUACGCGCGCUAGCUCCGGACUUCACCUACCUCCUCAGCGCCACGCCGGCGGCGAUCUGGUUCAGACGGCUCCAGCGAGGAGAAAUUGACCCUGGCGACAUCUCCCUCGGCCAGAACCUUUCCAACUUGCUCCGUCACGCCCUCUUGUACAAAUACGGCGGCGCCUACGUCGACACCGAUGUCAUCGUCCUGCGGAGCUUCACCGCGCUGCGGAACGCCAUCGGAGCUCAGGCCGUGGACGCCGGGACGCAGAACUGGACGCGGCUCAACAACGCCGUGAUGGUGUUCGAUAGAGAGCAUCCCCUGCUGUACGACUUCAUGAAGGAGUUCGCGCGGAGCUUCGACGGCCGCAAAUGGGGGCACAACGGGCCGUAUCUGGUAUCGAGGGUGGCGACGAGGGUGGCGGGGAGGGCUGGAUACAAUUUCAGCGUGCUACCGCCGGCGGCAUUUUACCCGGUGGGGUGGAUAAAGAUAGAGAAGCUAUUCACGAGGCCACAAGACCGGAACCAAUCCAGGUUGGCAUCGGAGAAUCUUGAUUGGAUUCAACGGCGGAGCUACGCCGUCCAUCUGUGGAACAGGAAAAGCAGCGGGUUCAAGGUGGAAGAAGGAAGCGUGAUCAGUAGACUAAUGGCAGCUUGCUGCGUGCUCUGUAACUUCUCUGCGUCUGCUGCGAAGGCAGCUUAAUUCUAGGGACGAAGAGAAUACGAUGAUUUUUAGUUUUUAAAACUCUAAUUUGU